Messenger RNA from Danio rerio (zebrafish), 2540 nucleotides. The record is from RefSeq and is a predicted model, not a curated record. NCBI's taxonomy places the organism in Eukaryota, Metazoa, Chordata, Actinopteri, Cypriniformes, Danionidae.
CACUACAGUACACGAACGAGUCAAGCCUUUCCCCUCCGUCCUCUUUUCUUUCCCCUGCUCCCCCUUUUGUACCGCUCCCCACGUGUCCAAUAUAUUAGCAACCCAAAUUAGGAGAGGCCGGGCCUGAUGUGGAGUCGGGUUUCAGUAGCGGAGGUGCGGUGUGUCCACAGAUCGGCCAGUGGAUGCUGAGGUGACCGUUAAACGGAGGUGCGCGUUAAUAUUCAGACCCGGAGGAGAUCCUGUAAAAUUCUAGUCCCGUUUGGUGAAUGGAGGAGUGAAUGCGGAGCCGCUCACACCUGAGGGGCUGAGGCUAUUCUUCGCCGGUGAAUGCACGGAGUGAAUCUGCGUGAGAAUUCAGUCUCUUUCUUAUGGAUUUAAUGCUGAUACGUUUGUCUUAAAAACGAUCGGUUUGCGGCUGGGAACAGACUGGAUACAUCUGCAUACAAAUUGGAUUUGGGUGAAACAACGGAUGCUCACAGACAGCGGCGGAGCUCGUUCAGAUGAAUGUGUGAAGAAACUUUGGCACAAUGACUCUUUUUGAUGACUUUGGGAAAAACACACAUGGACACUUCUGGGUUUGGGUGAUUCGGAGGCUAAGGAUGCUGUUGGUGGUUUGUGUUGUAGCGGAACUCUUAACAGUUAUGGUUAAUGGUGAGGGCACACCAGGUAUUUUGGAGCUCCAGUUAGAUGAGGAGCAACCCGCGGGGACAAUAGUGGGUGAUAUCAGUGCCGGUUUGCAACCUGGAGUUACAGCCUCUCUGUACUUCAUCUCUGACCAUGAAGGCACAGGCAUUGGUAGUGAUCUCCACAUUGAUGAAACCACAGGCAUCAUCAAGACCGCCAGGCGACUUGACCGAGAGGAAAGGGACCAUUACAGUUUUAUAGCAGUCACUAUGACAGGUUUCACAGUCAAGGUCUCUAUCACUGUAAAUGAUAUCAACGAUCAUGCUCCCACAUUCCCUAAGAAGAAAGCCUCUUUGAAGAUCCCAGAGCAAACGGCAGUGGGAACUAAGUUCUCUCUCGAGCCAGCCACUGAUGCAGAUAAGGAUCAGCUUACUGUACAAGGAUAUCAGAUCAAAGAAGGCAAUGUUGGACAAGUGUUCCGACUGGAGACCAAAAGAGCAGCAAACAAAGUACUUUACCUUGACUUGGUGGUCAAUGGAGUCUUGGACAGAGAGAAGAGGUCCUCCUAUUCAUUAGUGGUUGAGGCCUUUGAUGGUGGAUCUCCAAGGCAGAACGGACAGAUGACACUUGACAUCCUGGUUCAGGAUAUCAAUGACCAUGCACCGGUUUUCAACCAGAGUCGAUACAAUGCCAUCAUCUCUGAGAGCCUUCCUCAGGGCAGCAACAUUCUUCAGGUUUUUGCAUCUGAUGCUGAUGAAGGAGACAACGGCCUUGUGUUGUAUGAGAUAAACCGACGGCAAAGUGACCCAGAUCGCUAUUUUGUCAUCGAUCCUCGCUCUGGGAUCAUUACACUUAAUAAGGCUCUAGACUAUGAGAUGAGGAAGGUUCAUGAGUUGGUAGUGCAAGCCAGAGAUAAUGCUAGCCACCCAGAGAUUACGAAUGCCUUUGUUACAAUCCACGUUCGAGACUACAACGAUAACCAGCCAACCAUGACCAUUAUCUUUCUCAGUGAAGAUGGCUCGCCCCAAAUCUCAGAAGGUGCUCAACCUGGCCAAUAUGUUGCGAGAAUCUCCGUCUCGGACCCUGAUUAUGGGGAGUACUCCAAUGUCAAUGUGUCUCUUGAGGGCGGUGAUGGCAAAUUUGCCUUGACCACUAAAGACAGCAUCAUCUACCUCAUCUAUGUAGACCAGAUUCUGGAUCGGGAAGAGAGGGAUUCUUAUGAGCUUCGUGUCAUGGCUACUGAUUCUGGAACCCCGCCACUACAUGCAGAAUCCUCGUUUACAAUUCAUGUCACGGAUGUAAACGACAACCCACCUCUAUUUGACCAACAGGCAUACAAGCAGACCAUACCAGAAGUAGUCUACCCAGGUAGCUUUGUGCUGCAAGUGACCGCAAGGGACAAAGACCAAGGUCCCAAUGGUGAUAUCCGCUACAGCAUCCUACCAGACAAGAAAACACAUUCCAGUUGGUUCACCAUUGACCCUGUCACUGGGAUCAUAACCACCGCAACCAAGCUGGAUUAUGAGACAAUCCCAAAGCCAAGUAUCAAAGUAGUGGCCACUGAUGGAGGACGACCCCCAUUAUCCUCCACUGCUGUGGUAGAAAUAGACCUCCAGGAUACUAACGAUAAUGAGCCAGUGUUUGGAAGCAGCUUCUACAAUGUUUCAAUCAAGGAGAACACAUCAGAAGGGACCUGUUUCCUUGAGACUGUCAGGCACCCAGAUUAUCCUUCCAACACACCCAAUAAUCUUGCUUUCACCCUGGUGGUCUUUUCUCUGACCUCCAUCCUCUUCUGGUUGAUUCUCUGCCAGCCUGCCUUUGUGAAAUCUCGCCACUUUCUGCCACUCAUCAAACCCUCUGGCCUUCGCCCUCAUUCGCGGGACGGUUAUUUCCCUCCAUGUGCUCCCAUUACAUAA